Messenger RNA from Eurytemora carolleeae, 975 nucleotides. RefSeq lists its product as uncharacterized. The transcript has 5 exons. NCBI's taxonomy places the organism in Eukaryota, Metazoa, Arthropoda, Copepoda, Calanoida, Temoridae. The coding region runs from base 38 to 538 and encodes 166 amino acids. The record is from RefSeq and is a predicted model, not a curated record.
UCUACUGUAUGGAUUCGGUAUUUAGGGAUUCUACUGUAUGGAUUCUGGGUUCCCUGAGGGUGUGAAUGCCGAUGGUUGCAUAAAAACCUGUCGUCCGGAUGAAAUCCUGAUCGUUGAUGUUGGCAAAUACGAUUGGGAGUGUGUUCCUAAAUCUUUCAGGCCUGAUAUCCUGAAUAGAAUAUGCCCUGGAGAGUUUAAAGUUGAAUGUCCUGGUAAUGGAGAUAUUGGAGAAUGUGAAUGUGAUGGACAACUAUGGAUUGAUGACACAUGCAGAAAUGGGUUCUACUGUGACAGCAGGAUGGCCGGCAACGGAAUAGAUAUAAAAUGUAAUGACACAGAGAGGAUUGAUGUUGAUAUGAUAGAACAGUCUUGGAAGUGUAUUCCGGAUGAUAAUAAGUGUCCUGGAGGACUACAUACAAAAUGCCAAGCUACCACAACUACCACAACUACAACAACAGAGAGUAGUUCUUCAGCAAUAGUUGAAUCAUUUUUAACUCUUCAAUUAGUCGGGCUGGCAAUAUAUUUCGGAUUUUGGUAGAUUUUACAAAGUUUUCCCUUUUUUAUCAUUGUUUGUAUCCAUGCCUUUAAAACUUUUUCCAAUCAAUUUUUUUCAAUAAACAACCUUGAAAGGAAGUGAACACCUGUGAUGUUGUAAACAGAAAUCUACAAACUCAGGUUGCAAAGAUAAAGGGAUGUGAAAAUUAGUAUUUGAAGGGACCGUUCACUUCUUUGGGUAAUUGCAUAGUAAACUAAGCAUAUUACCUCAGCCUCUUCAUUGGUAUUUAUAGUCUUACUUUUGAAAGAUAUCUAUGACCGAAGAAAAAAAACAAUUUUUCGUUUAGAAUUCCAGCGGAAAGGUACGUUACCUUUCCAUAGACACUAUUUAAACGUUUUUUUUCAGCAACAACAGCCAAUAAAAUCUAAGUUUAUCACAUUUCAAUAUCAACCAUUAUAUAAUAAAAUAUAAAAACAUGU